AUGCAUGGCACGUGUGAGGAUAAUUCCUUUGGCCCAAUUACCAACGACUGCUAUCGGGGUUGGGACUUUACUUUACUUUUUGAAAAUGCUAUUCUAUCAAUGAUUCCGUCAUUCCUCCUUUUGGCUGCUGGUUUUGGGCGGCUUAUAUAUCUUCAGGGCCAAAUUAAACUGGUAUUAGCUCGCAGAUUCCAACUUUUCAAGGCUGGUGCUCAUUUGGUGUAUGGAAUGCUGCAGGUAGCAUUAUUGGCAAGCUGGAGCAUUCAUGAUACGCUGAGGUCUUGGUCAUCCAUUUCCGCAGCAGCACUGUCACUUGUUACUUUCGCAAUCCUGUUGCUGCUCUCAUAUUUUGAGCAUGGGCGAAAUAUCAAACCGUCUUCCACUCUUCUUAUAUACCUCUUCUUUUCCAUGAUCUUUGACGUAACACGGACGCGUACCCUGUUCUUAAUAAAGCCUUAUUCAGUCUUAUCGGUGUUAUCCAUUACAUCAACAGCAAUGAAGGCUUUUAUUCUAGGCUUGGAAUCAUGGGAAAAGGCUAAGUAUAUCCAGCGACCUGUUUGUGUCCCUUAUGGCCCAGAAGAUACUAGCAGCAUACUUAACCGUGGUAUAUUUUUCUGGCUUAACCUCCUGCUACUGAACGGGGCUAGAUCCACGUUGCUUCCAAAGGAUCUUUACUGUUUGGCCCAAGGAAUGGAUGCUGAUUCUCUUAGUUCUCCUUUCCUGACCAUCUGGGAGAAAUUCAACGAGAAGAAUCAGAGAUAUGCUAUUAUGAGAGCCCUUACUAUCACUCUGAAGUGGCCCAUUAUAAUGGUGAUUCUCCCAAGGUCAAUCUUAAUAGGGCUGACAGUCUGCCAGCCCAUUUUACUAAACAAGCUCCUGGACUACCUGGCCGAACCCUCAAGUUCAAAAGAUAAAGACAUAGGCUACGGCUUAAUUGGGGCAUACGCUUUUGUAUACCUUGGAAUCGCUGUCUCCACCGGGUUUUACUGGUAUUACCACUACCGAGUACUCACUAUGAUCCGUGGUUGCCUAGUGUCGGCUAUUGGUGGGAAAACACUACAAUUGAAUACCCAUUCUGUGGAGGACCCAAAGGCAGCAGUGACAUUAAUGAGUACUGAUGUCGAGCGGAUCAUCUUCGGGCUACGGAGCUUUCACGAGUUCUGGGCAAAUGCUAUUCAAGCUGGAUUCUUAGCGUUUCUCCUGGAGAGACAACUUGGGAUAGCCUUCGUGGUACCUCUUGUUAUUGCAAUACUAUCCUCUGUGUUGUCAAUAUGGGCAAGCCGUUCGUCUGAUGUUUACCAGACAACUUGGACAAGAGUUUCCCAACUUCGAAUUGGAACUGUCUCAAACAUGCUAUCUUCAAUCAAACCACUAAAGAUGCGAGGCCUGACCGAGACACUAUCCUCAGUAAUUCAAAAUACCCGAUUGCAAGAGAUUACGCUAGCCAACCGGUUUAGAAUGCUUUUAGUAUGGACCACUGGUCUAGGUUAUGUCCCGCAGUUCAUAUCACCACCGCUUACAUUCUUGCUAUUCAUCCUGAAAGCGAAGGGAAAUGGACAGUCGUUUGAUGCCUCAAGAGCAUUCACAUCUUUAUCGCUGUUGUUGAUUUUGGCUCAGUCACUCAGCCAAACACUUCUCGAUCUGCCCCCGCUACUCGCCUCCUUCGGAUCAUCCUCACGCAUUGAUAAGUUCUUAUCAACAAAAUCCCGAGUGGAUACAAGGCACUUUCCAACCCUAUCGGAUGAACUGCAGGACAGAACUUGUGAAAAGCCAUUGCAUCUUAAUGAUUCAAUCGUCAAAGUAACAAAUGGGUUCUUUGGAUGGAAGAAUAACAAUGAUGUUCUUCGCGGAAUCAACAUCGCUAUCCCUCGAGGGAAAAGUACCUUUGUAGUGGGACCUGUUGCAUGUGGAAAAUCUACUUUAUGCCAUGCUUUGCUUGGAGAGACACCGAAAUCAAGAGGCAAAGUUGAGAUAUUUGCUAGUACAAAAGAUAUUGGUUUCUGUUGUCAAACGCCCCAUCUAACCAAUGGGACAAUACAGCAGAACAUCAUAGGAUGCUCGGUCUUCCAGCCUAGUUGGUAUAAUACGGUUGUUGAAGCUUGUGCACUUAUGGCUGAUAUCAACACUAUGUCCAACGGACAUGAAACCAUGGUUGGCAGUGAUGGAAUCAACUUGAGUGGUGGACAGAAGCAGAAGAUUGCAAUUGCUAGGUCGCUUUACGCUUUGAAACCAAUCCUGCUAUACGAUGAUGUGCUCAGUGGACUCGAUCCUACAGGGGCGACCCACAUCGUUCGGGAGGUCAUCGGCCCAACGGGGCUUGCACGGCAAAGAGGUAUCACGGUGAUUCUUGCAACACAUGCCACUGAGUUUCUUCCUUUUGCGGAUCACGUUAUUGUUCUCAACGAAUCCGGCCAAGUAGCCCAGCAAGGGAGCUUCCAAUCACUUCGUUUUCAAGUUGGCUAUAUUGGGAACCUUGCAAUCACAGAGAAUGUCCCGGGAAAAACCGUUCUUAGUGCUGAUCAAGCUCCCAUAAAACAUCUGGAACCUCAUACGAAUAAUGAAAGAUCUGAAAACAGUGUACCAACCCGAGCUCCAAGGGAUUUUAGAAUCUACGGUUAUUACUUCAGGGCUGCCGGAACCUGGACAUCAUUACUUCUAUUGGCACUGGUAAUAUUUUAUACCACUCUAUACAACUUUCCCACGUACUGGCUACGGAUCUGGGUGGAUUCUACAAAUACUUCUCGCCUAGGAAGACUGGACGAUCUUGGCUACUGGGCCGUCUACACAGGUCUUCAAAUUUCAGCCCUUCUCCUAUUGCUUGGAGUGGCAUACCAUACCCUCAUCCGUUUCGUCAGCAGAGCUGGGUCAAACUUGCACAAAGAUAUCCUUGCCGUUGUGGUAAAUGCCCCCUUAUCGUUUUUUGGUUCAACAGAUAUCGGUGUUACUAUCAACCGUUUCUCCCAGGACAUCCAACUUGUUGAUAACGAGCUGCCUAUGGCAUUAUUAAACUGGCUGUUAACCGUGUUCCUGGCGCUUGGUCAAGUAAUAUUAAUCAUCAUUUCGUCACCAUGGGUGGGAUUUGCCUUUAUAAUUAUUGUUCCGGUAUUAUACACGAUGCAAAAUUUCUAUCUACGUACCUCCCGUCAGCUCAGAUUGUUGGAACUCGAAGCAAAAAGCCCAUUAUACUCAAGCUUCUUGGAGACAUUAAAUGGACUAUCCACACUUAGAGCUUUUGGAUGGACAACUCAAGCAUUGGAAAUGAACCACAGGCUACUUGAUGAAUCUCAGAAACCACUAUACCUACUCUAUAUGAUUCAGCGCUGGCUUACAUUCGUUCUCGACGUAAUUGUUGCCUUUCUCGCAGUCAUAGUGGUUACCCUAGCAGUGAUACUCAAGGCAAGCGGUGGACUCACUGGUGUAGCUCUAACCCAAGUGCUAUCUUUGAAUUUGAUACUUACGUCGAUUAUCAUAGCAUGGACUGCUUUGGAGACUAGCAUUGGAUCCGUUAGCAGAAUCAAACACUUUACGAAUUGUACCCCUUCGGAACACAAGUCUAGCGAAGUUAUCGAGCCUCCAUUGGACUGGCCGCAUCGUGGAAGGGUUGAUAUCAACAACAUUACUGCAUACUACGAAUCACGUCCCGAAUUUCCAGCCCUUAGCAAUUUGAACAUAACCAUAGAGGAAGGGCAGAAGAUCGGUAUAUGUGGUAGAAGCGGAAGCGGUAAAUCGUCUCUUCUUUUGCUCCUAUUACGUCUUCUUGAAAUUCAAGAUGGCUCCCUUGCAGUGGAUGGCCUCAACUUGGCCAGCCUGCCCCGCAACAUCAUCCGCAGCCGUUUUAAUAUGAUAUCGCAAGAACUUGUCUUUACCCCUGGUACAGUUCGUUCUAAUCUGGACCCUAAUAACCGAUAUUCCGACAACGAAGUUAUAAAUGCGCUGAAAAAAGCCCUUCUCUUUGAUGCGAUAAGCGCGCAAGGUGGUAUCGAUACCGAAUUCCAGCCAAACACCUUGAGCCAUGGCCAGCGCCAGUUAUUUUGUCUUGCAGGUGCUAUUCUUCGAAAGUCAAGGAUUGUUUUACUUGAUGAAAUUACAAGCAACGUCGACCAAGCUACAGACGAGCUGAUGCAGAAGAUUGUUCGAGAAGAGUUUAAACUAUGCACUGUCAUUGCCAUCGCCCAUAGGCUGAACACAAUUAUGGAUUUUGAUAAAGUGAUGGUGCUUGAUAGAGGCCGCAUUGUUGAGUCUGGGAGCCCGCGAGACUUGCUCACCCAAGAUUCUAUAUUCAAAAAGAUGUGGAAAGGGGGUACCAGAAAUGAUGCUUAA
Molecule: messenger RNA, 4317 nt
Organism: Nannizzia gypsea CBS 118893
Lineage: Eukaryota; Fungi; Ascomycota; Eurotiomycetes; Onygenales; Arthrodermataceae
Product: canalicular multispecific organic anion transporter 1
Exons: 5
Coding region: 1-4317 (1438 amino acids)
Biological process (GO): transmembrane transport
Cellular component (GO): membrane
Molecular function (GO): ABC-type transporter activity; ATP binding; ATP hydrolysis activity
Source: RefSeq, a predicted model, not a curated record